Molecule: messenger RNA, 726 nt
Organism: Eupeodes corollae
Lineage: Eukaryota; Metazoa; Arthropoda; Insecta; Diptera; Syrphidae
Product: protein twisted gastrulation-like
Exons: 1
Coding region: 1-726 (241 amino acids)
Biological process (GO): regulation of BMP signaling pathway
Source: RefSeq, a predicted model, not a curated record
AUGUUACAAGUCAAUGUGAGCCUACUUAUUCUGUUCUGUGUUAUGUUGCUCCUGUCUCAAGUAGAAUCAUGCAACGAAGUGAAAUGUGCAUCAAUUGUAUCUAAAUGUAAUUCAUCUAUAAGUUGCACAUGUGAGUCAAAAAAUUGUCCUUGUCAAGAGGAAUUCAAAAGAUGCCUGGGAGAAAAAUACUACCGAGAAUGUUGUAGCUGUCUUGAAAUAUGUCCAAAAUCACGAAAUCAUUUAUCGAAGAAAUCUCAUGUGGAAGAAUUUGAUGGUAUUCCGGAACUUUUCAAUGUCCUCAUAACAUCGAAAUCGGAAGAAUUUGAAUGGGAUAUUGUCACUUUUCCUGUUGAGGAUCCAAAGCUCUUGGAAAACGAUGUAAAUUAUUAUUUCACUUCACAACAUGACGUCGAAAAUGAAGAGCAACAGAGAAUUGAACAAUAUGUUCCAGCAAAUUGUAGUGUCAUCUAUUUGGCAUCGUGCAUUUCUUGGAAUAAAUGUCGUCAAAGUUGUCAUGCGACUGGAGCUAGCAGUUAUCGAUGGUUUCAUGAUGGUUGUUGCGAAUGCAUUGGUUCGGAGUGUAUUAACUAUGGUUUAAAUGAAAGUCGUUGUUCACGAUGUCCUGAAUACGAUGACGAACAUGAUCACGAAGACGAUGCGGAAGAGAUUGUAGACGAUGACCAUGACUCUGAUAAUGAAAUAGGUCUAUUCGAUGGAAAUGUAUAG